UUUUCCGGGCUAUUUACACUUGGCUCAGUUACUGUCGUUGUAAAACGCUGGCUGGACGGGUUGAUUACAUAAUCAAGGGUUCCAUCAUAGAACCCGGGCGACGGUGAUCCAGUUGCAAAUGGCGUCUUCUAUAUAAAAAGAUAAGUUGAUAAGUGUGGUUUGUUUUUGUGGCAUAAAUACAGAAAGAAGUAAUAUUGGUGUCGGAAGUUGACCACAGCGUUCACACGUGACGUGUAAAGAGGUGUCGAAUGAACUAAAAAGAAAUAAUACAAAACACGUGGUAAAUUUUUAAAGAUAAAUAACGAUAAAUUAUCAUUUUUCUUCUCAAGAAAGUAACAAUUCUGUAAAGUCCGUCACAAAUAAGACGGAAAAAGUAAUCUUACAAAACCGGAUUAAUCCUUAUAAUUUCUGUGUUGUUACAAAAUACGCAAGGGAAAAUAAAUCAGUUUGUAACCACUGUGAUAUAGUCCUAUGUUACGAUUUUAUUUACUUGGUUUGUUGGUUGUUUGGGAUAUACACUCAAGGCUACAGAGUUGGGUUGCGUGUGCUAGUUAUCCCUAAUUUUCAACUGACAGACUAGAGUGAAUACAGCUAGUCAGCUCCACUCACUUCUAACGUGAGAUUUGACUGUUAUAUUUAUAACGUACUCACGGGCCCAAAGCGCAAUUCUGAGGCAACGGAACGCGAACCAUGGAUCUUCGAAUCCACAGACCGGUACGCUAACAAGUGACCACGCCCGUUCCUUUUACGACUUUAAGCAACAUCACUCGUUUUCUUCGAAAUGCGAAGAUAAUUAGUACGCUGUUGAUGCAUAAAACUGCUGUAGCCAAUUUAAAAAUACGUCGAAGACUGUUUUAGUACGGUGCUGGCUAACUUAAAAAUGCUACUUUUUAAUGUUUCGUUUUGCGCGUAUGACAACACAGAAACUUCGUAGCACGUGACAGCACUUUCAGAUCAAUCGCUUGCCUUUCGCUAUAUAAGGAAAUGACACACACAUUUCGAUAAGUUUAAGUCAAGUGAGCGGAUCGAUACUUUGGCUCGAAACUGAAUCCAACACGGGGCUGACAAGGCCGUUCCACUCAGAUUCCCUUUCCAACCGUCGUGUAGACGAGUUGCGUUGAAAGUAACGCCGCAGAGCAGAAGCGGGAAAGUAGAACAUAUGCGCUUAGCAAGUAUUGCAUAACGCGCUAGCGAACACCAGUCGUCGGACUUUCGGGCCUGAGAGUCCAGAUAGCAGAGCUUUACGUGGUCCGAUUGUGGUCCCGAUUUCAUCUUGCAGUAAGCCUACUAAUGAACUUCAGAUACAGCUGCGAAAUAUUUUAUCUCUGUUACAUGAUCAAAGCUUUCUGUUUAGAAACUACUUGGACUUCACAUUGUUGUACUCAUAACAGCCUUGUUUCCCCUCGUCAUCGCAAGGGAUACUUGUAGUAGUUGUAAUUGUUCAUCAGAUCUUCGUUGUUGUUUUUUGUGUGUCCCAUCUUUUUCUUGCCAGUUUUGUCGAAGUUGUAUUCCACCUUAUAAUUAUCGUUACGUCCAUCCACAUAAACGUUUGUUAUUGUGCACUAAUCAGUGUGGAUUUCAGUGUUUUGAUAUUAACAACACAACUCUGCUGAUUAACUACGUUCUGCGUCUGUUCAUCGGAGCUUUUCACUGUUUACAGGUUCUGAUACCAUCAUGAUGCUGACAGAGAACGAGCCUUUAUCCAAACAACCUCGUCUCCAGGAGCCACUCCCACCUCUUCUUCAAGGAGAGCCGCCCCCAGUUACCGUCCCUGAGUCUUCUCCUGGCCAUUUCUCUAGUCAAAAUGACCCCUGGACACAGCAGCUCAAUGGACCGGUAGAUUUAACAGCUCAUUUGAAGCCUCAAGAGAUAUUCCCAGGGAGGAAACAACGCGAGUUCAUCCCGGACUUCAAGAAAGAUUACAAUUACUGGGAUAGACGACGAAGGAAUAACGAAGCAGCUAAAAGGUCACGUCAAAAACGUCGGCUAAAUGACCUAGUGCUGGAAACCAAAGUCUUGGAGCUGACCAAAGAGAAUGCCAUCCUUAGAGCCGAGUUAGGAGCCAUUAAAGACAAGUAUAGUAUUUCACCACAGCCUAUGGUCAGUCCAGAUCAAGUCCAACUGCCCUUUCCCUCUGUGUGUCCGGAGCUACAUGGACGACGUUCCAAGUUAGUGUCCAGUAUAAUCCCGAGUAUUUGCCCUCCAAUAGGCAAUACCACCACUCUCUACACUCACGUUCAAGGUACGUCCAGCUCAACCUCUUCCCUUAUGUCAGCUAGUGGUCAGCUUUAUCCCCACCCAUCCACGGUUAACCAAGUGGUAAAUAAUAGUGAUAGUGACUACUCCACUAACAGCGACAUCAGUCUGUCGUCUCUUCAACCGAACACGAACCACGGGGUGAAAAUCGGUAACUGUCAAACGCUCGAACAAACAUUGUUCAAUGCUCCUGCCGCAGCGAGGUGUUCUCCUGUCGACCAAGAGUUCACGGGAUCUUCGAGCUCUUGGUCAUCAACAGAAAACAGUCCUCAAACAAGUGCAAGCGGGCAAUCCAGUCCUCAUUUCUCCCUACCCCUCAAGCUGAGACACAAGAUUCAUCUCGGUGAACGAGAGAGCCGCCAAAACACACCUAGUCCAACGGACAGUGGCCGCAGCAGCAGGCAGGACAGCAACAGCGUUCGAGAAGACGCCUCCUCAGCCUCCUCUGACGGAGACAGUACUGGUAGUCACGAUAAUUCCUCCUCAAUCAGUCUCAUUUCCGCCGAUAGAAAACACCGAUCUCAGCCACGGUCUUCUCACAAAGCGCCGCCACAUGAACGCAAUUUGCUACAGGCCGAAAACUCUCAGCUUCGCGGCGAACUCCAGAGAUUAGCGUCCGAAGUAGCCAACUUACGGAACAUGAUGCUUUAUAAUCGCAAACACACGGGGCUCGAUGACCUACGUUCGGCUGAAAAGAACAACUUUACGUGUCAAGAUAAUCACAAUGAUCAGUUUUGAUGUUCGACGUGUGGUUAAUUUGUGCCAAAGGUGAAAAAAACUCCUCUCUGUCCGAUUGUCACGUGCUACGUUCUCCUCUGAUUGGCUGUUUUCCCUUUGCACAUUUAUCAACAUGUAACCAUUUAAAGUAUAUUCACAUUCUUCCAUAUUUUGUACAGCUUUUAAUAAUUUGUUUACUAUGGAAAGUGUACAUAAAAUAGGUAUAAAAUAUCAUAUACAACUGCCACAGUAGCUUUUAUUGACAGAUACAAAAACACGUCAUUCCAGAGUUUGUAUUUCCAUACAAUUCAAAGUAUCGUUUUUAUCUAAAAACACCACUUUUGUAAAAUUCAUUAUGUUGUUCUAAGUGUGACAGAAGAAAUAUACAUUACAAUAUUUUAUGAAGAAAAAAAUUAUAGAAUAAAAAAAUUAACUUCCGAAAUGCUGUAUAAUUAAGAAAUUCUUUGAUAUUUGAAAACUUUUAUGGUACGUGUUAAAACACUGGUAUAAUUGUGUAAUGACCGAAACAGAAAGUUACAGAGCUAAGCCAACUGUGCAGUUGAUGUUAUUAUAUAUGUAAGGUGUUUAAGUGUGUUAAAUAAAUCUGGUUAAAAUUUUAC
Molecule: messenger RNA, 3593 nt
Organism: Limulus polyphemus (Atlantic horseshoe crab)
Lineage: Eukaryota; Metazoa; Arthropoda; Merostomata; Xiphosura; Limulidae
Product: nuclear factor interleukin-3-regulated protein-like
Exons: 2
Coding region: 1675-2994 (439 amino acids)
Biological process (GO): circadian rhythm; regulation of DNA-templated transcription
Cellular component (GO): nucleus
Molecular function (GO): DNA-binding transcription factor activity; DNA binding
Source: RefSeq, a predicted model, not a curated record